UCCGCGCAAUCCACUCCUCUUCCACCACCCUCCCAUCUUGCACAGUCCGAGAUGAUGCUUAGGGUUUCGCCUUCUCCGGCCGCCGCCAGCCAGCUCGCUGGUGCGGGCCCGACCCCUGUUUCUGCGAGGGUGGCGGCGCCGCGCGGCCGGCAGUCCGCUGGGACGGCGUGCAGGGCGGCGGGGAAGGGGAAGGAGCUGCUCAGCGGGGUCGUCUUCCAGCCCUUCCAGGAGAUCAAGGGGGAGCUCUCUCUCGUGCCCCAGAGCCCCAACCAGUCGCUCGCGCGCCACAAGUUCGUCGACGACUGCGAGGCCGCCAUCAACGAGCAGAUCAAUGUGGAGCUCAAUGCCUCAUAUGCGUACCACUCCCUCUUCGCCUAUUUCGACCGUGAUAAUGUAGCUCUCAAGGGCUUUGCCAAGUUCUUUAAGGAAUCAAGUGAUGAGGAGAGGGGGCAUGCUGAAAAACUCAUGAAGUACCAGAACAAACGUGGUGGGAGGGUGAGGCUCCAAUCAAUUGUGACACCUAUAACAGAGUUUGAUCACCCUGAGAAAGGCGAUGCUUUGUACGCUAUGGAGGUGGCUCUGGCUCUUGAAAAGCUGGUUAAUGAGAAGCUGCACAACCUGCAUAGUGUGGCGACUAGGUGUAAUGAUCCUCAGCUGACUGACUUCAUCGAGAGUGAAUUUCUUCAGGAGCAGGUUGAUGCCAUCAAAAUGAUCUCAGAGUACGUCGCCCAGCUGAGAAGAGUGGGCAAGGGGCAUGGGGUGUGGCACUUUGAUCAAAUGCUGCUUGAGGAAGAGGCCUAAAGGAAGGAGAGACCAUGGAGUAAGGGGACGCUGCUCAAGGAAAGAGGUGUGAAGAGAUCAAAUUGAGGAAUAGCGAGUUGCAUCAGCCAAGCACUGGGUGUCGACUUUUAGCGGGUUUUUUCAAUCGGUUUAGGGUAGUAGUCGUAUGGUAUUUCAUAGAUCACGUGAUGUCCAUCUACUAAGAUAGGAACAUGGGGCACUGAAAGCAGCAGAACACCUGAUGUUAUUGCAUUGUUGUUAGAGACGUUGCUACCCCUCUUGGGAUGGGAUUAUUCGAAAUAAAACAAGGGGCGAUAUAUUCUGGUUUAGAUUCUAA
Phragmites australis (common reed) is the source of this 1117-nucleotide messenger RNA. Its product is annotated as ferritin-1, chloroplastic-like. Gene Ontology annotation, biological process: intracellular iron ion homeostasis; iron ion transport. The record is from RefSeq and is a predicted model, not a curated record. The coding region runs from base 52 to 801 and encodes 249 amino acids. Lineage: Eukaryota; Viridiplantae; Streptophyta; Magnoliopsida; Poales; Poaceae. Gene Ontology annotation, cellular component: cytoplasm. The transcript is spliced from 8 exons. Gene Ontology annotation, molecular function: ferric iron binding; ferrous iron binding.